AUGGGACGAGAUAUGAAAUUGCGGUUGAUUGGACCAAAGUUGACAAAGAGCCUUAAGUAUUGGUCGUGUGAAUUUCUUGGAAGUUUACCCAUAUUUGUUCACCAUGAUAGCUGCAGAAGCUUAAAUUCAGAACCUUCUAAGAAACUCUAUAAAGCUGUUGUUGGAUAUGUGGGGUUAUCUGAAUCAGUAUUAAAGGCCCGAUUUCUAGAAUGUGCGGAUUCUCCUAAGCAAGUGAAUGGUUAUGAUUGCGGCUAUUAUGUCAUGGCCAUAGCAAGAGUGAUAUGCGACUGGCGUGUAAAUAGUGAAAAGACUGGUGCAAACAAUUCGUGGUUCUCUGUUGUGAAGGAACGAGUUACUUCAUCUUCUGUUGACUGCAUGCGAACUAAGAUUCUAGUGUUUAUCAGAGAUCUAAUGGCAAAGCGUUCAGGCCAGCAAACUAAUUUCUCAGCCUAA
Vicia faba (fava bean) is the source of this 453-nucleotide messenger RNA. The record is from the annotation of a GenBank genome assembly. Lineage: Eukaryota; Viridiplantae; Streptophyta; Magnoliopsida; Fabales; Fabaceae.